Messenger RNA from Drosophila melanogaster (fruit fly), 1733 nucleotides. RefSeq names its product cuticular protein 49Ac (gene Cpr49Ac). Gene Ontology annotation, cellular component: chitin-based extracellular matrix. NCBI's taxonomy places the organism in Eukaryota, Metazoa, Arthropoda, Insecta, Diptera, Drosophilidae. Gene Ontology annotation, molecular function: structural constituent of cuticle; structural constituent of chitin-based cuticle. The transcript is spliced from 6 exons. The coding region runs from base 98 to 469 and encodes 123 amino acids. The record is from RefSeq and is marked reviewed.
CAAACAUUCCUGUUGCAAUCGCCUUUCGAGCAGGAUUACCAUCUCAGUUAUCUUAACGAAAAAGGAUACUUUCCCCUAAAGGAUACUCAAAGCCAACAUGUUCACCAAGUCAAUGCUGAGCUUCUCCCUGGUCGUGGCCCUCUUCGUUGUCUGCCACGCCAGUCCCGUUCCGGAUAAUAAUGGCCGGAGUGGUUCGCAAGAAAGUAUAGGUCGCUAUCAUCACAUGCCGAUUCCCUACAGACAUGUGAGCGAUCAGCGUGAGCUUGGAAAAUACCAUCACAUUCCCUAUCCCUAUGACGGAGGCUAUGGACCCUACGCUGGUUCGAAUAUUCCCUAUGUCCAUGACGACAGGCCUUACAACCACGACCUGUACACAGUAAGUAACGCCGAGUUUAAAGUACCAGAAAUCCCCUUGGAGUACGGCUUCCCCGAUCAUGAACCCCAUCACCAACCGAGCACACAGUACUAAGAACCCACCAGAUCCCACCAGAAUCCCCCGAAUUCCAACAUCCGGCCAACACAGCGAAAUCUACCCCCAAAAACCAAUCCCGAACCCCCCUGCUUUCAUAACCAAUCCAAGCAAAAAUGCGAAUGUUUCUCGGCUACGCAACAAAAUCAACCAUUCCGCGCUACAUGACACCCCACAUUCGGUAUCCCGCAUGACCCCCAAAAAGAUCCUUUGCCACCAAACACCAUGCCACACAAUCGCAUGCACACACGCCCGAUCAAAAACACCCAAGCCAAUGAUCACAACACCACUCGCAGAGCACGACCACCAAGAAACCAACCACGACCACCAAAAGGACGACAACCUCGACCACCACCACCACCACCACGCCCCGCAAUAUUCUGUUCAACUACGAUGAUGAGGGUCGCCACAAGAUCCUGCACAAGGAAGAGGUCCGCAAACAGGACAAAUACGAUCACUCUUACCUGACUGAGAAUGGAAUCUAUGGCGAGGAGCAGGCCAAGCUUCACCACACCGGAGGCACACAUGCCAAGGGAUUCUAUGAGUACACCGGUGACGAUGGCAAGCUUUAUCGCGUAAACUACGCCUCCAACGAUGGCGGCUUCAUGCCCCAGGGAGACCACAUUCACCCGAUCCCCGAUGCCAUUGUCCGUGCCCUCAAGUACGUGGAGGAGCAGCACAAGAUCAACGGUGGGGCUCAGUUCGACCAUCGCGGCUUCCGCAUCAAUCACAUGACCAAGGACCUUAAGGCGCAGAUCAAGGCGAUCCAUCUGGAGGAGAUGCCCAAGGAGCUGACCGAGCAGAUCCAUAUGCUGGAGCACGAGGUGGAGCUCGCCGAGGAGGAGGAGCGCGAGGAGCAGGCCGCAUUGGAGCGACUCCGCCAGGCAGCAAAGUCCCACUAAGUGUCGAGCCUGAGCUGCCCUCAUUCACAGCCAUAUGUUCCCGCUACCCAAGCCCCCAAAAACAGUCCUAGUCCCAACUCCAACAUCCAACUCCAUUCCCCAUGCAUUUGCCGAGUGAUCAACGGGCAAAACCUAUAACAAGCCAUCGCAAUACCGAAAAAAAUCCACAAAAAAAGCAAAAGGAAGGUGAAGAUGUCAACAUAUCGAGUGGCAACCGGAGAAUAUUCGCACAUAAGUCCGAUCCCAUGUUAUUUCGUAUUUAUUUAUCUGUCGAACUGUCGAAUUUGACGAUGUUGCUAUGCAUAAGAUAAUUAAUUUGUUAUUAUCGUAUAUCGAAAUAAAACCUACUAAAUAUUUGUUAU